UCAUGUAGGUACUCUGUGCUCUGGCCUCUCCAGACUCCACCUGACGUAUGUCAAAUUUGCUCUGUGAUUUUUAAUAAGCAGUAAGCACCACAGCUAAGCACAAAUAUACAAGAUCUGUAAUCUGUUAGGUACGAUUUACGAAAUCACUGUAUUCUGCUCUGAACUUGUACAAUCAUUUUUAAAGAUUCCUUGCUUUUUUCAAUUAUUUUUAUACGUAUCGUUAAGAUGCGUAUAAACAAAAUCUUACAAAAAUUUGAAUUGUUUCUCGCCUUUUAAAAGUUGUCACCACUACACGCUUAAGAAUCAUUGCCCCCGCCAGAUCAGACAACCCGUUACAAUGUCAGCAUCUAAAAGAUUUCGUUGCGAUGAGGAAACUGGGGAAAUAAUCACCUAUUUUGUCAAUGAAGAAACUGGAGAACCGACUAUGGUUUUUAAAGAUGCACCAAUUUAUUCGAUUCAAGAGUCGAGAAAAAAACGGAAGCCCGUUCGUUUUCCACGUGGACAUAUGAGUAAAACCAAAAAAUUCCAAACUUUGAAAGCAAACAUUUUGGCCGGAUCAAAUACUAUAAGUCACAGGCUGCUACUCAUAAUACCUACUCUCAUGAUAUUCCCCAGCCUUGUUUGUGUGUUACUUAUGUUACUAGAACUAUUUCUCCAUGUUCGCUGUCACAAAAAGAACAAGAUACUUAAAAAUCCAAAUCUAUACUACCGAAGUCCUUUUCAUGUUGUUACCAGCAUAUUUUGUGGAGUUUGUCGUGAUUGUGAUACAGCAAGUAAAAUAACAGCAUUGCAAGAUAAAAGACGUUAUCGCUAUGAUUAUUUUAAAGGCUCCCUUCAUGCGCUAUAAAUUUCAAAUUAGUUUAAAAUAAGUUGUUAAAAAAUGUGAUGGUAUCUUAAUUUAGACAUUUGUUUUAUGACACAAUAUAUAAGAUUUUAAAACUCAAUAUUUUACCUUCAUUGGCCUUUGUCACAAGUGUUAUGUAAAAACAGAUUUUAACAGAAGCAAAACUGCAUAAAAAUCAUUUGAAAUGGCUCACUGACGCAAACAUAUGCAUCAACAAUUCUUCACCUCCUUGCUUCCUCCUUGUCUUGUUGAUCAUAAGUAAUAGUUGAUGUGUCUGUUUGUGUGAGUCACUCUAAACAAAGUUUUUCUACUUUUUUAUCUCUUUACUGUUCUUCUACUUCUACUGAAUAAAAUAUUUAUAAUUUUAUUGAAAAGUGACAAAAUAUUUAAGACUAAUAAAUUAGUAGUAGGAAGUAUAUUUUGGGAAGGGAAUCUCAAAUAAAUUUAACUACUCCUGAUUUGUUUUGAAUUGCUUUGCUCUCUAAUGUUAAUUAAUAUGAUUAGUUCCAUGUUCCAAAUAAGACUUUAUGAAAAGUUAUUUUGUUAUAUUUGAAAGAAUAUAUUUUGUGAAAAUAUUUUUUAUGCAUUAUUAUACUAUGGUUGUCAGGGUGUUGGUUGUUUGGUGCAGGGAAUUUUGCAUUGUUUUAUAUCUUUAUUAUAAUUUUGUUACAUUUAUUAAAAAAUCAUGUGAA
Messenger RNA from Colias croceus (clouded yellow), 1536 nucleotides. RefSeq lists its product as uncharacterized. The coding region runs from base 338 to 847 and encodes 169 amino acids. NCBI's taxonomy places the organism in Eukaryota, Metazoa, Arthropoda, Insecta, Lepidoptera, Pieridae. The record is from RefSeq and is a predicted model, not a curated record. The transcript has 2 exons.